Molecule: messenger RNA, 1280 nt
Organism: Sesamum indicum (sesame)
Lineage: Eukaryota; Viridiplantae; Streptophyta; Magnoliopsida; Lamiales; Pedaliaceae
Product: TatD related DNase
Molecular function (GO): hydrolase activity, acting on ester bonds
Source: RefSeq, a predicted model, not a curated record
AAGUAUAGAAUGAGGAUAAAAUAGGAAAAUGGGAAAAUCAGACGGCAUAGCCGGCGACCCGCAACAAUUCCCUGUUUCCGUGUAGCAGUGGUUCAGUUCUCCAGCACCGUUGCCGUUUUCCAGAGUUUCUUCUUCCGGGUUGGGACUGUUGCUUUUGGAGCCUUAUUUGUAAGGAUUGGGGCUGAUGGUUAGACUCUUUGAUUCUCACUGUCACUUUCAAGAUUCAAGAAUCUUGAAUCUGGCCCCUAAACUAAUAAAGGAGACUAUUGAUACUGGUGUGGUUCAUUUUGCUGUAAAUGGAGUAUCUGAGAAGGACUGGCAUUUGGUGAAGGAGAUGAGCGAACGCUAUCCUUCUGUUAUUCCAAACUUUGGGGUUCAUCCAUGGUAUAUAUCUGAGAGAACUCCCAAUUGGCUCAACACUUUGAAGGAGUUCCUUGCGACUACUCCUUCUGCUGCGGUUGGAGAGAUUGGUCUCGACAAAGGUUCUAUGGGGAAGCGGAUUGAUUUUACGGAUCAAGUUGAAGUCUUCCGCCAGCAGCUUGAACUUGCAAAAGAGCUGAAAAAACCAGCCUCUUUGCACUGUGUGCAGGCUUUUGGUGAUCUUCUUGAGAUACUAAAGUCUGUCGGGCCAUUUCCUUCUGGUGUAAUAUUGCAUUCGUAUCUUGGUUCUGCUGAGAUGGUUCCUGAAUUUUCUAAACUCGGUGCUUACUUUUCCUUCUCUGGUUUCCUCAUGUCAAUGAAAGAAAGCAAGGCAAAGAAAAUGUUGAAGUCCAUUCCUACUGAAAGGAUUUUGUUGGAGACAGAUGCCCCGGAUGCUCAACCAAAAUCAGUAAAUCCAGAUUCUCUAUUCUGGAUUGAAAGAGAAGCUCCUGAUUCAAAAAAGCUUACCGGUGAUGAAGAUAGUUUGUCCUCAAAUGAAGCUAACACCCUUGACAACAGAUCCCGUGAUAAAGGAGAAGCAUCUGCAUUACCUGAAGAAAGACUUAACCAUCCAGCUAACAUUCAUCACGUACUUGCUUACGUCGCGCGUUUACUUGAGAUGGAAGAAAAAGAACUUGCUGAAUUGAGCUAUCAAAAUGCUGUACGCCUCUUCUCUUAUGAGGGAUCAAAGUUGGUGCAGGUCAACUCUUAGUAAUUGUGUAAAGUUAGAGUUGACAAGUUCUUAGCAAUUGUUGCUCUCGAUGUAAGUCUGAAAGUCACAAAAGUUACAAUUUCAGGAUUGUAUGUUCUGGUUCAUACUUGUAGACUUGCUUGUAAUUAUUACACAAUGCUUAAAUUCA